CUAUAUAAACAUCCCACCAGUGUGAGACGGCCACUUCCUCUAGCCUAUCUUCUAGCCUGUAGAAAUCGUUGGUCAGUAAUGUCACCUGUAAAAGAUGAAAUUUCAGACACCAAGCACUCCGGUGGUGCCAAGCAGGAGGAGCUCACCUGUCCGGAGCUGAGGGGGCUGGAGUCCAUCGCCCCCCUAGUGCGCUCCGUGGAGGAGACGCCUGAGCCCAUAGCUACGGAGGUGCGGGGCAACAUCCCCUCCUGGAUCUCAGGCAGCCUGCUCAGAAACGGACCUGGGAAGUUUGAGUUCGGAAACCAAAACUUCAACCACUGGUUUGAUGGGAUGGCUAUGCUGCACCAGUUUAAGAUCCAGGACGGUCAGGUGACCUACAAAAGCCGUUUCUUGCAGAGUGACGUCUACAAGAAGAACAGUGAGAAGGAUCGCAUUGUCGUGUCCGAAUUCGGAACCCUGGCCUUGCCGGACCCUUGCAAAAACUUCUUUCAACGUUUCCUCUCUCGCUUCGAAAUGAUCCAGCCUACGGAUAAUGCGAGCGUGAGCUUUGUCAAGUACAAGGGAGACUACUAUGUCAGCACCGAGACCAACUUCAUGCACAGAGUGGACCCUGACAGUUUAGAGUCCGUGGAAAAGGUGGACUGGAGCAAGUUCAUAGCAGUGAACGGUGCAACGGCCCACCCCCACUACGACCCGGACGGCACCGUCUACAACAUGGGGAACUCCUAUGGAGCCAAAGGUGCCCUGUACAACAUUAUCUCCGUCCCGCCGGCCAAGAACGACUCCCAAGACACCCUCCACGGGGCUAAAGUGUUGUGCUCCAUAGUCCCAGCAAACAAAUCCCAUCCUUCCUACUAUCACAGCUUCGCCAUGUCCCAGAACUACGUGGUGUUCAUCGAGCAGCCCAUCAAGAUGGACCUGCUGAAGAUCGUCACCUGCAAGCUGAGGGGCAAGGCUCUGAGCGAGGGCAUCUACUGGGACCCCGAGCAGGAGACUGUCUUCCACCUGGUGGACAAGCACACGGGCAAGGUGAGCUCAGUGAAGUACCACACCAAGCCCCUGUCCACCUUCCACCAGAUCAACGCCUUCGAGGAGGAUGACUUCUUGGUGCUGGACAUGUGCAGCUCUGACAGCGGGGAGGCCAUCAACAACUACCUGAUCCAGAACCUGCGCCAGUCAGGGGAGGCCUUGGACCUGGUUUACAACAACAUGAACAAGGUGUUUCCCCGGAGGUUCGUCUUGCCUCUCAAUGUGAGCGCUGACACGCCGUCAGACGAGAAUCUCAACACCCGGCCCUCCAGCCUGGCCACAGCCGUGAAAAUGAACAAAGACAAGGUUUUCUGCCUUCACGAGGAUCUCCAUGGCAACGACCUGUGUGAGUACGGUGGUCUGGAGUUUCCUCAGAUCAACUACAGCAGGUGUAACACCCGGCCUUACCGCUUCUUCUACGGCUGUGGCUUCAGACACCUGGUUGGAGACUCUCUCCUCAAGAUGGACCUGGAGGACAAGACCUUGAAGGUGUGGUACCAGAAGGGCUUCUUCCCGUCAGAGCCGGUGUUUGUCCCGUCCCCUGAUGCUCUAGAUGAAGAUGAUGGGGUCAUCCUCUCUGUGGUCCUCACUCCUUCAGAGGACAAGGCGACGUUCCUCCUGGUUUUGGAUGCAAAGACCUUCGAGGAGUUGGGGAGGGCCGCGGUACCUGUGAAUAUUCCUUACGGGUUCCACGGGACCUUCAAUGCAGCUGUUUGAAUCUGCAGAACGCCAGACCACCAGUGCCAACACCCUAACCUCUGACCCCUAAACCUACACACCAAGUCCAAACAUCUUAACGCUUCUCCUGACUCCUGACCUCUGGAACCUGCACCCCAGGUCCCAACACCUUAAAGAUGCUGUAAAGUGGAAUUGAAAAUGAGUCGUAAGUUCAUCACACCACAGAAGAAUGUGUUGUUAACUACACAUCCAAAUUCGAAUGAAAAAAAACAGACAAGUAUGUUGAAUUAGGCUUUGUCGUCUCUGCUUGAUACUGGGGGGGGGGGGUCGCCUGAAGGAGCUGAAGCUCCACCCCCUCGAAUUUAUUGAAUUUAGCAACAUCAGCAACAUUAGCUAAAUCAAUUGCAGAUAUCAGAGCUGAAAACGGGAGGGAAACUGUUCAACAGUUCUCACUCCACAUUUCAGUGUGACAACGUUUUUGCGCUUUGCACAUGUUUUUAGGAACUCAUUUCACACGUAUAUAAUGUACUGAGAAACAAAUCAUGGAAUUAGCUUUACAGCAUCUUUAACCCUGCCCCCUAAACCUGAAGCUGCACCUCAGUCGACACCCUCUUCUAACUCUAAGGAUGUGCGAACAGAUGUUCUUGUGUCGGAUGUCUGUACUCAUACUUAUACUGUGAAGAACAGAGGUUCCAGUUCAAGUAUUAUGUAACCAAACAGUUACUGUUUAGUUUAAACAAUUGUAAAAUGAAUGUUGGAAUCCAAUAUAUAAUCAAAUGUAAAGUUUGACUAACAUGAAUGUAUAUUACAUAAUAAAGCUCUAUAUCAUGUGAUGUGCUAAGGUUUGCCCUCUUAAUUUGGUAUGUUUAGUACUUUUGGUUACGUUUUUUGUACUUUCACCUCUGUUGUCUUGAAAUACUGCAUAUUUUUCCAGUAUUUUAAGCUUUUUCUAUGAACACAAGUCAACCACUUGUUGAUUUGGUUAGUUGAUUAUCUACAAACUGUUAUCAAUGCUUUCUUUAUAACCAAGUUUUUUGCAUUAUAAAGUUUGAUAUCCUGAUCUUUUUUAUAACUUUUAUAAGAAAAUUAUCUUGUAAAACACUUUGAACUUUGUCACCACACAUCAAGACAAGCUCUUUAUGAUGAAACAGCUUUACAGUAACCUGGCUUUAACCACAUUUGAUUAUUAUAGCUGGUCUCUACUGUUCCAGAAGUGGCAGUAGACGACCACUGGGGGGUGCCACACCCCCACAUGAAACGCAAUUCUCAGAUGUUUCAAAUAAAAGUUUUGUAAUUUGAUUACGUUUUACCUAAAGACA
Messenger RNA from Hypomesus transpacificus, 3026 nucleotides. RefSeq names its product beta,beta-carotene 9',10'-oxygenase-like. The coding region runs from base 79 to 1746 and encodes 555 amino acids. Gene Ontology annotation, molecular function: carotenoid dioxygenase activity; beta-carotene 15,15'-dioxygenase activity. The record is from RefSeq and is a predicted model, not a curated record. Gene Ontology annotation, cellular component: mitochondrion. Lineage: Eukaryota; Metazoa; Chordata; Actinopteri; Osmeriformes; Osmeridae. Gene Ontology annotation, biological process: carotene catabolic process; retinal metabolic process. The transcript has 12 exons.